Molecule: messenger RNA, 2936 nt
Organism: Mus musculus (house mouse)
Lineage: Eukaryota; Metazoa; Chordata; Mammalia; Rodentia; Muridae
Gene: Slco6d1
Product: solute carrier organic anion transporter family, member 6d1
Exons: 15
Coding region: 120-2288 (722 amino acids)
Biological process (GO): transmembrane transport
Cellular component (GO): plasma membrane; membrane
Molecular function (GO): serine-type endopeptidase inhibitor activity
Source: RefSeq, a predicted model, not a curated record
CUGGAAAUAACGUUCCCUGUAGAGUUCUAGUGGCAGUGACAUUACUCACCUCGGCUCAGGGAUUGCACGGGUGCCUCAAAACACUCCUACAGUAUCCUCGGAGCUGCUUUUGAUAAGCCAUGGCCCAGGACAAGAUAAAACAAAAAGAUGCAGUGAAGCAGGCUCAGGUGGUAGACAUGGAUGAACACCAGAAAACUAAGGAACCCAGGAAAUUAGAAAUGUUCCUGGUAACACUUCCAACUGCAGUGAAGAAGUUUGCAGAUACACCAGAUAUGAAAAAGUCAGAUCGAAAAUACAAAGAUCCCUCGGAGGAGCCAUAUGGUUUGGGCUCUCUCGUUUUCCCUUGUUUACAGCGUUUCAACAAUGUUAAGUCCUUCCUGACUCUGUCGUUUUUAGCGGUCGUGGCUCAUAGUAUGAUAUUUGCUCUUGUUGAUCAGUCUAUAAAACUUUACGUGGCUCAACUAUCUCCAUCACGGAUAGAGGAAUACUUAAUGGAUACUAGUGAUAAUUUUGUUGCUUUUCUGUUCUCAAUGUUUGUAGCACACUUUGGAGGUAGAGGAAAUAGAGCAAAUUGGGUGGCAGCUGGCUGCUUUCUAACAGGAAUUGCUGCAAUUGUUUUUGCUGUUCCUUUCCUUAAUUUUGAAAUUAUAAAACUGAGCGUAGUAAAAGAAGAGUUGUGCGAGGAAGGAAAAUUACCUAAAGUUUGUGAACCAACGGUAUUGCCACACAAAUCAAUUUGUAUCUUUAUCUUCAUCUUCGGGCAGUGUCUCCAUGGAAUAGCAGGCUUGCCAUUGUAUAUACUUGCCACAAGCUUUAUUUUUGACCACGUUCCCACAAACUCAUCUGGAUUAUAUAUAGCUCUUGUAGAUGCUGCACUAGGGGUUGGAUACUGUCUGGGUUUUAUAGGAGGAAUGCUAAAUUUUAAGAUGUCUGCGCAAGAAGUUAUGCAAGCAGUUGGACAUCGUCAGAGGAUUCGAAUACUGCAGCGUGGUUGGUGGAGAACUUUUAUAUUUGUUGCUGUAUUUGCAUUUUGUACAACUUUACCACUGUUGGGUUUUCCCUCUAGUUUACCUGGUGCACGCCAGAUAAGACUUGAGAAAAGUCAGGAACCUCCUACCUUUGACAGGAGACUUAAAAAUAAGGAAAUUAAGAAUAAUUUGAAGAGUGUUCUUCAUGCUACUUGGAUCUAUCAUAGAGGACACCUCACUAUCUUGUCACAAACUUGUUCCACAUCAUUAGGAGGCAUAUGCUGUUCAACUACUGGGAAAGCUAUUGAUGGUGAUCUCCAAAAACUUACUCAGUGUCUAAUAAGGAACCCACUGGUGCUGUCCCAAGUAGUAUGCAAAUUCACAGAGUUUACAACUUUUAAGUCAUCUGCAGUUUUUUUGCCCCAAUAUUUACAAACUCGGUUUUUAAUAAGACCAUCAAGUGCCUCUAUGCUCACAGGUGUUUUUAUAUUACCGGGAAGUAUAUUUGGCCACUUUUUUGGAGGCUUUAUUGUUCACAGAAUGCAAAUGAAUAAUAAGAACAAAUUGAAAUUUUUAGUAGUAGCAUCUUUUGUGUCAAUUGUGCUUUUCCUAUUAACCUUUUUUGUGGAGUGUGAAAUAUCAAAGUUUGCUGGAAUCAAUGAUGAUUAUGAUAGGCUUGGUAUAAUUGGAAACCUCACAGCUCCAUGCAAUGUGCCCUGUGGUUGUACAACUUCUGAAUAUAAUCCUGUAUGUGGAAGAGAUGAGACACAAUAUUUCUCUCCCUGCUUUGCAGGUUGCAAAGCUACUAAAAAGCUAAGGAAGGAAAAGACAUACUACAAUUGUUCUUGCAUCAAAGAAGGAUUGACAACUGCUGAUAAUGAAGGUCAAUAUAUUGAUGCUGUUUCUGGAACAUGUAAUACCAGAUGCCUUACAUUGCCUUUAUUUUUUGCCUUUUACUUUACUGCAACCUUUUUGUCUAGUUUCUGUAGUAUACCUUCCGCCUUGAUUGUCAUUCAAAGUGUACCUACCAGUUGGAAUUCAAUGAGUUUGGGUUUAAUGUCGACAGUUUGGAGAUUCACUGGCUCUGUUCCUGCACCAAUAUUAUUUGCAGCAACAUCAGAUUUUACUUGUCAAUUCUGGGGUAUUAAUGAAUGUGGAGAAAAAGUACGGUGUUGGAUCUAUAAUACAGAAAAUUUGGUCUACACAUUUAAGACAGUAUGGAUUAACAUGCAAAUAUUGUCAGGCUUGAGUUGUCUUUACGGGGUUUACAGACAUGAUUAUGUGGUAAAAGGAGAUGGUAAAAAAGCAGAAGAAAAGUAAGAACAUUAAUUUCAAACUGAUUUCUUCAUUGAAAGCUCCUAUUCUCCCUCCAGGCCAUGACCGUCACUGUAUGCAGGCCAUCAUGGACUUCUGCUCUGUCUCCCACUGCAGCAAGCACAGGACUCCCUCCUGCUCCCUGGACAUUUAGAGGGAACCCCUCCCAAAGAAAACACCCUGAGGAACCACAACUGCUAGCUUGAGACAGCCUCCCUCACUUCUGCAUUGUCAAAAACUAGCACUCUCUCUGAUAAAUGGCUGAACUCUCCAGAUGCAGCAGCUGCCCGUCCUUCGGAAUGUAAGAAAGAAAUAACAAACUCAAAGGGGAUUAAGGUUCCACGUUUGAAUCAUAGAAAGGAGGUGAUCAGGGGUCACAGGCAUAAAGCUGGUCUCCAAUAGUACGGUAAAAAUAAUCCUCAAGGUCAGGAGAAUCCCCCUCUCAACUGCUCAAUUCCGCCUGAACAAAUGAUAUCAUGUCUGAGUUAAGACUUACGUAAACGUGCCUCCACUCCCCUUCACACUAAGCAUACAAAGAAUUCCUAAAUGUGAUGUAUAUAAGCACAAUGCUUUCCGGACUUGGUGUUGCACUCCAUCCUGUGCUAUGAGAAGGCUUGCUACCCUUGUCUGACUCAUUUCAAUAAAAGACCUUCA